AUGUCUUUCUCGAUGGUUUCUUGGAAAGCUAGACAGAUCAUGAUUAAUGACCCUCACAAACCGCUUCGAUUGAUGUUUAUUAGAAUUGAUGGAAGUUUGGAAUUGCGAGUUGACGAUAUUUCGUUUUCAAUGUCUCCCUAUGAAAUGAGUGACUUCCCUAACAGAAGUUUACCGGGAAGAAGACAUAUCAAAGUGAAACGAUUGGAAAAUGAAGAAGGAACAGAAAGAACGUUCACUAAGUACUGGGAUAAUCCAACCGGCAGUUUCAACAACUUCAUAAAAGUGGCUCAAGAAGUACGUGGAAUUGUAAAACUUAACGGUAUAAUUUUCGCCCUGCGAGACCUACCAUGCCACAUAUGGAAACUCCACGAUAUUCUUCGUCCAGUGAAAAUCAGUGAAAUCAGUUUUGACGAAUUAACCGACAAACACGACAGACACAUUUACGGUGUUGUUCGGAAGAUAAUCGAGUAUAUUCUUCCAAAUAACAGUUUUUGCAUUUCGUUCGACCCCUUCAAGUCAGUGGCAAGAAAUCAAACACUCCACAAAAAACUGCAAAAACAGAGGAAAGCUUGGAUGUCAAGAAAGUUCGACCGUUUUAUUCUUUACAACUUUCCGGUCUCACUCGAAGACGUCAUAAAUAUGAGAAGCAGAAAAGUUUACUGCAAAUCCUAUUGGACGAAAAGGAUGAUGAGGACAUUCUGUGAAAAAUGGACAGACGACAACGACAGUAACCUUGAAUGGAUGCAAAUGGAAAAUCCCCGGCUUUUCGGACCUGACAAAAAUAUAGAGUCGGUUUUGAGCGGAUUGAAAUAUGUGAAAACCAAAAGAGAAUUCGAUACUGUGAAUGUUCAUGCUGACGAACGUUUUCACACAACUAAAGUUGGAUACGAUAUUUGCCGAAAAGAUGGAACGCUUGCUAGUAUUUUCCACGUGGAUCACAACAAAAUGGAAAUAUACGUUCAUACGGUCAAACAAGGUCAAAACUCCCUUGUAGGAAUCACUUAUAACAUCGGAUGUGUCUUUCCUUCAAAUGAACUCCAGAUCUACCAAUCUCGACAUGAGAUAUCUCCAUGGGGUUCAUACAAUGAAGGACAAUAUGAAGUGUCAUCCAAAAUGAUCGAUGAGUACGACAACGUAUUCGUCGUUUACGACUGGACACUUAUUGUGAUUCCUGGCACCGCUAAUUUUUUUCAUAUGCGUUUUUGUUUUCUAUAG
Messenger RNA from Caenorhabditis briggsae, 1215 nucleotides. The record is from RefSeq and is a predicted model, not a curated record. Gene Ontology annotation, biological process: embryo development. The coding region runs from base 1 to 1215 and encodes 404 amino acids. NCBI's taxonomy places the organism in Eukaryota, Metazoa, Nematoda, Chromadorea, Rhabditida, Rhabditidae. The transcript has 3 exons.